CGUAUGAGCCAUCGCCUCUUUUUUGGCCGGAACAUUAUCCAUCUCUCAGCCUACGCUAUCCUUUUUCACUGCUCCCGGCGAUCCGCCAUUCUCAAUGCUCUCACCAUUGCACUCGCUCCUCUCCCAGGCGCCAGAUCCCGCCAUGGGGAUACGGGCACCGCCACACCCACGAAACCGCUCCCCUUACUCUCCCCUUCGGUUGCCGCCACCGCGUUCCGUGGCGCUGGCCGCCCCCACGCUCUCCGCCACCCCACCGGCCGUCUCCUCCUUGCCCCCUCCCAAGAAGAAGGUUCUCGUGCCAAUUGCCAUGGGCACGGAGGAGAUGGAGGCGGUCAUCCUCGCCGGAGUCCUCCGGCGGGCCGGCGCCGACGUGACGCUUGCCUCUGUUGAGGACGGCCUUGAGGUGGAGGCCUCUUGUGGCUCACGCAUCGUCGCGGACAUGCACAUUGCCGCCUGCGCUGACCAGGUGUUCGACCUUGUGGCUCUUCCGGGAGGAAUGCCUGGUUCAGUGCGGUUGAGAGACAGUGAGAUUCUUCAGAGGAUCAUGGUUGCACAGGCUGAGGGGAAAAGAUUGUAUGGUGCUAUAUGUGCCGCACCAGCUGUUGUUCUAAUGCCAUGGGGCCUCCACAAGAGAAAAAAGAUCACCUGUCACCCAUCUUUUAUAGGAGAUCUGCCAACAUUUCGAGCUGUUGAAUCAAAUGUUCAGGUCUCAGGAGAGCUCACUACGAGUCGUGGGCCAGGCACAACAUUUCAGUUUGCUUUAUCAUUUGUUGAGCAAAUGUUUGGCCCUGAUGCAGCUGAAGAUGUGGACAGAACUCUGAUGACACAAACUGAUGCUGAUCUUGAAAGAAGUACAGAGGUCAAUGAACUUGAGUGGUCUUUUGAUCACAGUCCUCAUGUUCUCAUUCCAAUUGCAAAUGGGUCUGAAGAGAUGGAGAUCACAAUUUUGGUGGAUAUUUUAAGACGGGCAAAGAUAAAUGUGGUAUUGCAAUCAGUCGAAAAAUCUCCAAAUAUUGUUGGAUCUCAAAGGAUAAAGAUUGUUGCUGAUAAAUGCAUUAUGAGUGCCUCUGAUUCAAAAUAUGAUCUAAUCGUUCUCCCUGGAGGACCUGCUGGAGCUGAGAGGCUGCACAGAUCCAAAAUUCUGAAGAAGUUACUUAAAGAACAAAAGCAAGCUGGCAGAAUGUAUGGUGGGAUCUCUUCUUCUCUGAAGAUCUUGCAGCAGCAAGGUUUGCUCGAGGAUAAAUCAGUGACAGCUGAUCCUGCUAUAGUCAAUGGUCUCACUUGCCAAGUUAUCGACCAAUCAAAGGUUGUAAUUGACGGGAAUUUGAUUACCGGGAAGGGGCUUGCGACAGCCAUUGAUUUUGCCCUUGCUAUUAUCAGGAAAUUUUUUGGCCAUGGACGAGCAAAAAGUGUGGCAAAUGGAAUAGUUUUCGAGUACCCUAAGAGUGAAACACCUAGAAUUGUUGAUACUACGAAAUGUGCUGAAAGGAGACACUGAUUCGGUUGUACUAUAAGGAUCUUGCAGAAUCUAUGCUGCUGAUUGACAGUUAAUUGACACUUCUUGGGUCAGCAAAGAUUCCUCUAUUACUGCCUUGCUCGACAGCUAGGCUGAAAUCAUCCACUACAUAUGUUGGGAUGGACCAAUUUCGCAUUCAGAAGAGUCAGUGGUGGUCAAUUCACCUCCUUGGUAUGAUCUGUUGGCAGAUAAAUGACAGAGGUAGAUUGCUUACUGCUAAUGAUCACCUUCGGUAAGCUGACAUUUUAUAUGUGCUCUCAGAGGAAACCUUAUUGUCUCCAAUGUGACUGCAUAUGUUAGACAGUUUGGGGGGUUGCUUUCCUAGAGAUCUGAAGCUCUUCGAUGUUACUGGGUACCAUGUGCAAAUUCAUCUGGGAAGCUUAGUCUUAGCCAUCUAAUCCCAGGCCUCCUGCUUCCUGAGUUUCAGGCUCGCAAGCUAACAACGGAUCAAGUUUUGUUUCAGUUUUGAACCUCUUUGCAACAGUUUUUAAUUCAGAAAUCACUUUGACUUCUCUUUCUGUUUAUUAUUGAUGAAUUAUGUCUUUUUAAUUCGAUGAA
Messenger RNA from Phragmites australis (common reed), 2074 nucleotides. Its product is annotated as protein DJ-1 homolog C. NCBI's taxonomy places the organism in Eukaryota, Viridiplantae, Streptophyta, Magnoliopsida, Poales, Poaceae. The transcript has 9 exons. Gene Ontology annotation, cellular component: cytosol; nucleus. The record is from RefSeq and is a predicted model, not a curated record. Gene Ontology annotation, biological process: guanine deglycation, glyoxal removal; protein deglycation, glyoxal removal. Gene Ontology annotation, molecular function: protein deglycase activity. The coding region runs from base 95 to 1498 and encodes 467 amino acids.